GAGGCGGCGCCGGGGUCCCGGUGGUGGCCGAGUUGCUGUAGGGCAUCGAUCCGUCGCGUGGUCUCCGCGGGGCGCUUCUGCACAGGUGGGCGCGUGCGUCCCUGUGGUCCGAGUCCCAAGCCUGUGAGCACCCGGGCCACCGCGGGGCGGGGGUCAUCCAGUGCCCGGUCGUCCCGAGGUUCUUUCCCGCUGGCCUCACAGUGGAUCCCUGGCUCCGGAGGUUUCCUUCCGUCGCGUGCUGUGACGUCUCUCCGAGACCGCGGGAGCGUCUCUGCUGCGGACAGCCUUUCCAGGGUCUCUUCACCAAAUCAAGGUUCUUGAGUAUCAGUGAAGUGCAUCGCAAUCUUGCAGUCCCUUGGUUGCAGACCAUCUAACUGUGAGUGUCCCUCGUGCAAGGCAAGGUUUUCAAGAUGGCUGCAGCCCCUCAGGCUCCAAAGAGGGGCUCUAUUCGGAAGACUAGACCUCCGGUUGUAAAGACAUCACUGAACAACCCUUAUGUUAUUUCCUGGAGCACCUUGGAGAGAGAAGACAUACACUUUAUAUUACAGACUCUGGAAGACAAGUUUAAAUCUAUUGGACUUCAGAAAAUUGAAGAUAAGAAGAAAAGGAAAAAAUCAGCUCUUAUAAAAAAGCAAAGGUGCGGGCCAGAUGUUGAGAUUAACAAGGAUCCAAAAGAGCAGGAUGGGGAUCUGCAGGCAUCAGGGUGGACAUCUGUACACAUCAGAAAACAGCUGGUCAUUGGUGUUAAUGAAGUCACCAGAGCUCUGGAGAGGAAUGAGCUGCUCCUGGUUCUAGUGUGCAAGUCAGUCAAGCCUGCCGUCAUUACCUCACACUUGAUUCAGCUGAGUCUAAGCAGAGCUGUUCCUGCCUGUCAGGUACCUCAGCUCAGCCAGAGAAUUGCUCCCGUCAUUGGCUUAAAAUGUGUGCUAGCCUUGGGUUUCAGAAAGAAUACCAUGGACUUUGCUAAUGAAGUAGGAGCCAUCAUUCCCAGGGUACCCAGCUUAAAUGUGCCAUGGCUUCCAGAUAGAACCCAAGAUCCCACAGACAUUCUCGAGACUGAACCUUUGGAGAGCCAGGACACAGAGAUUUUGGACACUUCAUUUGAUGACCUUACAAAACUUAGUAAGAGGAAGCUUGCAGAAGGUGGACAAACUUCAGCUGUAACACUACAACCCCUUAAAAUAAAGAAACUCAUUCCCAACCCUAAUAAGAUAAGGAAACCACCCAAAAGUAAAAAACCCAUUUCAAAUUAGUUUUAUAUGACUUGUCACUUCAUGUAAGGAUAUGGUCAAAAUAAGCACUGAAACAAAUAAAAUCAAAUGUAUUUACAUAUA
Messenger RNA from Apodemus sylvaticus (European woodmouse), 1334 nucleotides. It is a transcript of the gene Rpp38, whose product is annotated as ribonuclease P/MRP subunit p38. Gene Ontology annotation, biological process: tRNA 5'-leader removal. Gene Ontology annotation, cellular component: nucleolar ribonuclease P complex; ribonuclease MRP complex; fibrillar center. The record is from RefSeq and is a predicted model, not a curated record. Gene Ontology annotation, molecular function: ribonuclease P RNA binding; ribonuclease P activity. NCBI's taxonomy places the organism in Eukaryota, Metazoa, Chordata, Mammalia, Rodentia, Muridae. The coding region runs from base 411 to 1253 and encodes 280 amino acids. The transcript is spliced from 3 exons.